Botrytis fragariae is the source of this 1572-nucleotide messenger RNA. Its product is annotated as putative nf-x1-type zinc finger protein nfxl1 protein. Gene Ontology annotation, cellular component: nucleus. The record is from RefSeq and is a predicted model, not a curated record. Gene Ontology annotation, molecular function: zinc ion binding; DNA-binding transcription factor activity, RNA polymerase II-specific; RNA polymerase II transcription regulatory region sequence-specific DNA binding. Gene Ontology annotation, biological process: negative regulation of transcription by RNA polymerase II. Lineage: Eukaryota; Fungi; Ascomycota; Leotiomycetes; Helotiales; Sclerotiniaceae. Bases 1 to 1572 code for a protein of 523 amino acids. The transcript is spliced from 3 exons.
AUGUGUCAUCAAGGAGUGGAUGAGAAGCCCCAAUGCCCUCGAGUAUGCCGAGCAACACUCAACUGUGGGAGACACGAGUGCGGCGAGCGAUGUUGUUCUGGAGAAAAGAAAGCAAGUGAACGACAAGCCGCAAAACGAAAGCAUCGUGCUUUGAAUGCUCCGCCGACAGAAGAGAACAUUGAGGCUGAGCAUAUCUGUCUCAAAGUCUGUGGACGCGCACUAAAAUGUGGUGAACAUGCUUGCGCUGAACUUUGUCACAAGGGCCCUUGUAGAUCAUGCCGUGAGGCUAUUUUUGAAGAAAUCAGCUGCGCUUGUGGCCGUACCGUUUUGCAGCCUCCAAUGCCUUGCGGGACGAAACCACCCGAGUGCCGUUUUGAUUGUACAAGAGCAAGAACUUGUGGACAUCCACAAACUAAGCAUCAAUGCCAUCUUGAUGGUGAAGAUUGUCCAAAGUGUCCCUUCCUUGUAGAGAAGCCUUUCUUUGCCAUCGUCCCGGACAAUGUGAAGACGCGACUUCGCCAUGUCAUCAACCGUGCGGAAGGCAGAAAAGCGUUUGCGAUCACUCCUGUACCGACGCUUGCCAUGCCCCUUACCCCUAAGCAAGCGGUCAAAUGUCUCGCAUCGAAAACCAGUGAGGGCAAUUCAAAAAAGACACUAGAUUGUAAUGACGAAUGUCUUAAGCUCCAGCGCAAUGCAAAGCUUGCCGCAGCCUUGAAUAUUGACCCAAGCACUCACACGGAUGAUCAUAUUCCAUAUUCUCAACAAACAUUGGAUAUGGUCAAAGACAUGCUUAAAUUCUGUCAAACCUAUGAGCGCGAAUUUCGCGUUUUCGCAGCGGAUCCAUCGGAGAAGAGAUUAAGAUUCAAGCCCAUGCCAUCUCAUCAGAGAGCAUUCUUGCACUCAUUGGCGGAAGACUAUGGUCUUGAUAGCGAAAGUCAAGAUCCAGAGCCCCAUCGCCACGUUUCAAUCUUUAAGACACCACGCUUUGUAUCUGCACCAUUGAAAACUCUAGCGCAAUGUGUCAAAGUCAAGCCUGUGGCAGUUGUGGAAGCCGCAUCUUCAAAGAGAUUGGUUGCUACAGCCGAACCGUUCAAUGCAUUCUUAUUAUCGAAUCCUAGGUUUGGAUUGACUAUUGAUGAGAUACACACCGACCUUUUGUCUGAGUUCGCAAAUGCGGGCCUCGAUUUCGACGUAUCUUUCCUACCUUCUGGUGAAGUUGUCCUUCGUGGAAAAGCUCCCGAGACUUGGUACACGAAAGUUGAUUCCGCACUAACUGCUAUGCAACAUAGCCUUGUUCAAAAGGUUAAAGCACUUCAAUUAGCAUCGACAGUUGUUCUCUGUAGUGUGGAUUCGAGUUUGAAUGUCGUCAGGAGAGAAGAUGAUCAUUUAGGUGGUGGGUGGAGUCAAGUGGCCAAAGGAGCCAGCGGAAGCAAAGCUCCAGUGAGGCCAGAGAUAGGUGUGAAAAGCAGCUUCACCGUUCUGGGAACUAGAAUGGCGGCGAAAAAGAAGAAAGAAGAACAGGAUUCUGCAGUAGAUGACUGGGAAAAGGAAGUGGAAGCUUGGGAUGCUUGA